Messenger RNA from Diabrotica virgifera virgifera (western corn rootworm), 2142 nucleotides. Its product is annotated as beta-galactosidase-1-like protein 2. Gene Ontology annotation, molecular function: beta-galactosidase activity. Gene Ontology annotation, biological process: carbohydrate metabolic process. Lineage: Eukaryota; Metazoa; Arthropoda; Insecta; Coleoptera; Chrysomelidae. The transcript has 5 exons. Bases 116 to 2092 code for a protein of 658 amino acids. The record is from RefSeq and is a predicted model, not a curated record. Gene Ontology annotation, cellular component: vacuole.
AUACUGUUUAUACGAUGUUUUUAAUGAUAUGAUACGGAUAUAUUGAACAUUAUUGCGGUAUAUAAGGCUGACCUUCCUACAAUAAUAGCUGGCCGUACUAAGUCAGUUAAAAUAAAUGUGUGCUUUGGUAGCCGCCGUUCUUCCAACUCUUUAUGAGUAUUACACGGGUAAUGGAAUCCAUACGGGACUCAAUGCUGACAAACCAUACUUUACCUUAAACAACAGAAACAUAUCCAUCUACAGCGGUGCCAUUCAUUACUUCAGAAUACCCAAACGCUAUUGGAGGAACCGGUUACGAAAGCUGAGGGCUGCCGGCUUUAACGCAGUCGAAACGUAUGUACCUUGGAACUUACAUGAACCCCAACCUGGUUGGUACGACUUCGGAGCGGGAGGUUCAGACAUGCAGGAGUUUUUGAAUGUGACGGAGUUUUUGAAGAUCGCUCAAGAAGAGGAUUUGUUGGCGAUAGUGAGACCCGGGCCAUACAUUUGCGCAGAAUGGGAAUUCGGAGGUUUUCCUAGUUGGUUUCUGCGGGAGAAGAAUCUGAAAAUACGAACUUCUGAACCUACUUACAUGAAACACGUCACAAGGUAUUUCAAUGUGCUCUUGCCUAUUCUAGCUAUGUUACAAUUCACUAAAGGUGGUCCAGUGAUAGCAUUUCAAGUAGAAAACGAAUACGGUAGUACCGAAAGAGCAGGAAAGUUUGUACCCGAUAGGCAGUAUUUAAGAGAGUUAAGGACGCUAUUUUUGAAUAAUGGUAUUGUCGAAUUGUUGCUAACAUCCGAUAGUCCUUGGCAGCACGGCAAUCGAGGGACUCUACCAGGUGUUUUUCUACAAACUGCCAACUUUAAGUUUCAAGUGAAUAAGGAAUUCGGCGCCUUGCAGAAGCUUCAACCGAAGCGACCGGUUAUGGCUAUGGAGUUUUGGACGGGCUGGUUUGACCACUGGGGUGAAAACCAUCAUAAUAGUCAUAGUACGGCCGACAUAAACGAGUAUACCACCGCCAUCGAACAAAUUUUGACGCAUCCGGCGUCGGUGAACUUCUACAUGUUCGCGGGUGGAACUAAUUUUGGGUUCAUGAACGGGGCAAACCAAAAUAAUGGAGCCACUGACAAUUCUGGAUAUCAGCCAGAUACAACGAGUUAUGAUUACGAUGCGUUGUUAACUGAGAGUGGGGAUUACACUGAAAAGUAUAGGGUGGCCAAGGAGUUGUUGAAAAAACACAACAAAAUACUAACCAGAAUUCCUCAAACUCCGACAAAAACACCAAAAAUUGCUUACAAUGCCACUCCCAUACAAAGUCAGAUGCUACUCAGCGAAUUGUUGGAAAAACAAGAAACAAAAAUCAUCAGUCCUGUCUUACUACCCAUGGAACAUCUUUCAAUCAACAAUAAUUCAGGACAAAGUUACGGAUACAUAGUGUACAGAAAAAGAUUUAUUGACAUACCUGCUAACUCAUCUCUGCUGGUAUCAGGACGAGUAUGUGAUACUUUAGUAGUGCUGAUAAACGGUAAUUUGGUGUCCAAGCCAUUGAAUAAAGUGAGUGAUUUGAACAGUUUUGGGUUCUGGAGAGUAAAAGAUAAAAGUCUUGCUUUAGGGCCUAACCAUUACGCAGAAGCAGUUCUAGAUCUCGUUGUAGAAAACUGGGGUCGAAGUGGUUUUGGUGCUAUUGAGCAAUUUAAUCAAUUCAAAGGCCUCUGGCAAGGUGACAUCUCCUUGAACAAUAAAAAAAUAGAUGACUGGGAGAUAUUCCCCUUGGAGUUUAAAAAAUCUUGGAACCAAAACUUGUCCGGAUGGCACAAACAAUCGAAACUCAGGUCUGUAGGACCUGCGUUAUACAAAGCAAAUAUUAAUAUUGAAAAACCUGCAGACACUUACUUGGACAUGAGCAAAUGGUGCAAAGGUAUAGCCAUUGUGAAUAACUUCGUGUUGGGGAGGUACUCCAAAAUUGGACCACAACAAGCUCUAUAUUUGCCUGCGCCAUUCUUGAAACAAGGCAAUAAUGAAAUUGUGGUAUUUGAACACUAUAACCCAGCGGAAGAAAUAACGUUUUCUUCUGCGCAGAUUUAUAAAACUAGAACUGAUUCAGAUUAGUCUUUUUUAAUUAAAUUAAUGUAAAUAUACAAAAUACAUUAUUUACUAAA